Danio aesculapii is the source of this 2582-nucleotide messenger RNA. RefSeq names its product T cell activation RhoGTPase activating protein a (gene tagapa). The coding region runs from base 426 to 2321 and encodes 631 amino acids. The transcript has 10 exons. The record is from RefSeq and is a predicted model, not a curated record. Gene Ontology annotation, molecular function: GTPase activator activity. Gene Ontology annotation, biological process: signal transduction; regulation of Rho protein signal transduction. Lineage: Eukaryota; Metazoa; Chordata; Actinopteri; Cypriniformes; Danionidae.
UGCACGAUGCUGACCCUGUUGGCCAUGUAAUUUGAUAGGUACUUUCUCUUGCUGCCAUAUUCUCUAUCAUCCACACGUUACCUGAUACGUUUGUGCUUGCACGCGUGACGUAUGUAACACUUUCCACUCUCGAGCCACAACAACUUGCCUUUCGUAGCUAACUAGGUGUUGAUGGUGGGAGCCCGUGAUGUAGCUUCCUGUCUCCAUUGCACAUCAGAAUUUCCCCUUUUGCCCGCCCACUUUCAUUUUGUGUGAUGCAGUGGGCUGUUUCACUUCAGUCUGUCUCAGUCUCUUGAUGGUGUAUGUUCGACUCCCGAGUCAAUGUAGCUUGUUGAUUUUUCCAGCCACCCACAACAGUGAAUAUUUUACAGUGGUAAUCUGACCAAGAAGACUGUAUUUAUUAGUCAUCUCAAAGCAGCCAACCUAUGAAGGUGCUGAGUGGUCACGGCGUGCCCAAAUCGUUGACCCAAAGUAGCAUGGACCCAAUCAGCAUGCCAGCCACAACCGUUCCUCUGAAUACGGGACUCUCCCUUAGUCAGCAAACCAAUGGCAAUCUUGCCAGCAUCUCCCACACUGGGAACAUGAAUAUUAACCAAAGGCGCUGGAGAAGCAUCUUUCAACGUGUUCAGAAAAAGAACAUUUAUAUCAGGAAGGAUUUAUAUCAGGAAAAGGAUUUAUAUCAGGAAAAAGGUGAUCAUACCAAGAACACACUGUUUGGACGACCCCUGUCGGAAAUCUGUCAGAAAGAUGGGUCUCCUCCAGAACCAAUUAUGGAUAUCCUAACACUGCUGCAGAGAAAGGGUUUGUACACUGAGGGGGUGUUCAGGAGGACUGGAAACACCAAGGCUGUGAGGGAGAUCAAGGCGCAGCUCAAUGAUGGUAUACAAGUGGAUCUGAAGGAGCAGCCUGUGAUUUGGCUUGCUGAUCUCAUCAAGGAUUUUCUCAGACAUCUGCCUGGUGGUUUGCUAAUAUCAGAGAAGUACAAAGACUGGAUGGAUGCAAUGGAAAAGGAAGAUGAAGAUCAGAAGUGUGCUGAAAUUAAAAUGCUGAUCAACACACUGUCUGUGCCAAACAUUCAGCUCUUGAAGCACCUGAUUGUCUUACUGUACUUCAUAAGUGAGAACGCAGAUACAAACAAGAUGGUUUCCAUCAAUCUGGCCACAUGUGUUUCCCCAAACCUGCUCCAAACUGGCAGCAACAUAGCGAAGAUGGAAGAGGUGACGAAACUAACAACUUUCCUUAUUGACAACUGCCGUGAGAUUUUUGGUGAAGAUGCGCUGAUGCUCUAUGGAGACUCCGAUGAAGAUGAACUCAGCGAUAACCAAGACUCUUUUUCUUCGCACCAUCACGACUCUGCGUACGACAGUAAUGACCCCGACACAGACACCUACAAGGGCAGUUGUUCAGAUAUGGACUCUAUCAAAUCUGGAGUUAAGGAAAAAGCCCAGGAACCUGAAGAACCCUGGACGACUCAACUCCUGAUCCGCAGACGCUCAGAACCAACGUUUAACUUCACCCAGACGGUUCAGCAGCACCUCUCCAGCAGCCAGACGGAAGUGGAAUUUCAUGAAAAACUGUUAAAAAAGCAGAUCUCCGAUGACUGUAUUGUGUUCAGGGCAGGAAACAGCUUGGGGAAAAGCUGUGGUUUGGCGCGAUCAAGCGCGUCCAGGACCACCUCCAGAGGCUGCUCAUAUUGUUCCUCGAGUUCACUGGAGAGCUGUUUUUCCAGCGCUUCAGAAAGCUCCAUCCAGAGCAGUCCUCCUCUCCUGCCUUCGUGCAAAAAAAACCUUCAACGCAAACAUUCCUUCCCUACACCAACCCGCUCAGAAACCCCCAGAAAACGCUCGCAGUCAAUGAAGAGUGCACACCUCAGGAGCAGGACUGUUUUCGGGCGAAGCGGCUCCACCAAACGAGCCAUCGAAAGAACCUUAAGAGAAAGCGAGACUCUCCCAGAGGUGCUGAAUCCUCAACCGGAGUCCAGACGCUUGUCCAGCGAUGAGGUUUUCCAGCAGGUGGACAGCAGGAUACCAAGCAGCCCUCCGAGUUAUCAGCAAGCCGUUCAGAACAAUUCCCCUGUAGCUCUUUCCAGUUGCAGAUCGCUGACUGUUCAGGAUGCCAGAUGUCUGUCAAAGCAAACGUGCAGCGGCUCCAGAUCUUCGAGUGAGGAGACUUUGGAUUUCUCUUCUGGACUUGCUGAUAUCCACAACAGAGACAAUGCUGAGGCAUGCUGUGAUGAUAUGAGUGGAUCCUCCUCAUGUUUGAGACAGAGGUCCUCAUCUGAAUCUAUGUAUGAAGAACACAUCAGAGAGUCAUACGUCUGAUGAACUGUUCAUGUUUUUGUUUAUUUCUCUACUUUUUGAAUGCAGCCUCAUAAUGAGGGAUUGGUAUUUCAGGUGUUUUGAAUGUAACUCAGGGAUAAUGUGCUCAAUGUGUUGAGUUUUAUUUUCAUUACACAGAUUUUUUUGUGAUGUUUUGUACCCACUGUAUGACAAAAUUGUUGUUUUUGAUUGAAAAGCACUUUGAGGAAGUUUCACUACACAGGUUCACAGUUUUUGAAUUUUCAGAAACAAAGUGGAUGCUUA